UAAAAGAGAAGUCACAACUUUGACUCAUGUGUGAUUUUUUAAAAAAUGGACCUAAUGGACCUAUUACUAGAAAGUCAUGUUACAUUUAAUUUAUAAUCUUACAUUAUUAUAGAUCUAAAUAACUUACUUUCUAGAUUAUAGGAACUAAAUAAUAUGUUUACUACAAUUAAAUAAUUAUCAAUCUUUUCCAAGCCAAAAACGUGAUCUGAAAACAACCAAUUCAAUAAAAAAUUAUAUACAAUAAAAUUAUUAUGUUUUAAAAAUGAUAGACUCAUAUAUAUUAUACUAAUAUAUACCAAUGUAAAAUUAAAAAUAAAAUAUUUAUAUAAAAAUAAAUGAAAAUAAACACCCGCGCGGUUGCGCGGGUCGAGAUCUAGUGUAUUUUUAUAACACUUUUAUGUUUUUUAGACGUAGUUAGUAUACCAAAAUAAAAAAUAACCACCCCGUAAUAAUAAAAUCUUGUUACAUUUUUAACAUUGAUUAAGUAUAAUUUAUUGUUUACCCAGAUUAUAGAAAACUUUUUUUAAAUAAAUAAAUAUAAUUUGUUAUACUUUAUUUUAGGAAAAUGCAUUAAUUAAACUAUAAAAGACAAGAAUACUAAAAGGUAGGUAAAUUUAUUACUUCAGUGGCAUUCAAAUGUAAAUAACUUUGAAAGCUAAUGGACAAUUUAUAUUGAUACUUCUAUUUUAAUAAUAGAGAUAGCAAUUGCUUUUUCUUUUUUUUUUCUUAUGAAAAGGAAUUAUAUAUUAAUUAUCAAAACCAUAACACUCACGACAUGCAAGCAAGUCAUUUGAAUUUUUAAAGAUAUUAAAGGUGUGUCUCCCACGUAAAACCAUCACAUUUCGAAACCCAAUAUAUAAACACAUCUCUCGACCAUAAAAACAAAUUCAAAUCCAAUCAAACUGAGAAACAUAGAGAAAAGGAAAAAUAAUGAAGGCGGCCGUGGUAUCAGUCCUCAUCCUACUCGUGAUUUUCGUAGCCUGGCCGGUAUCAGCUGACAGGAAAGACUUACCUGGAGCUGGAGGAUACGGAGGCGACGAGGACGAUGACAAUGACACAAAGUCUUGGUUUCCUUUGGACAAUCAGUUGUCAUUGAGUUAUUAUGAUAGGAUUUGUCCAGAUUUUGAGAAGAUCGUUGCUACCAAAGUGAGAGAAUGGACAAAGAAGGACUCCUCCCUUGGUCCAGCCCUCCUCCGCCUUCUCUUCCACGAUUGCGGUGUCACGGGAUGUGAUGCAUCCGUUCUUCUAGACCACGAAGGAUCAGAGAGAAGAUCCCCAGCGAGCAAAACCCUAAGAGGCUUCGAGCUAAUCGACGAUAUCAAGUCUGAGAUAGAAAAAGCCUGCCCUGGCUUAGUCUCCUGCGCCGACAUCCUAACCGCAGCUAGCCGGGACGCAACCUUCCAACUGGGUGGUCCUUACUGGCCUAACGCCUAUGGGCGUCGUGACUCCACCGACUCUUACGCUAGAGAUGUCGAGAAAGUCCCUUCAGGCCGCCGUGACAUCACUGCCCUUCUCGAGACGUUUCAGUCUUACGGUCUCAAUGUUCUCGACCUUGUUGUCCUUUCCGGAGCCCACACCAUAGGCAAAGCCUACUGUGGCACCAUCCAGUCGAGGCUUUACAACUUCAACGCAACUUAUGGAACUGAUCCGUCGAUUGACUCCAAAUACGCAGAUUUCUUGCGUCGCAAGUGUCGUGUAGCCUCAGAGACCGUUUACCUAGACGCUGCAACUCCGGUGAAAUUCGACAACCAGUAUUACAUUAAUCUUCAAAAGAACAUGGGAGUCCUGACCACUGAUCAGGAGCUUGUGAAGGACCCUAGGACCGCUCCACUUGUGAAGGCUUUCGCAGAGCAGCCACCUCACAUGUUCAGACAGCAGUUUGCUGUGUCCAUGGUUAAGCUGGCCAAUGUUGGUGUCAUCACUGGCGAAGAUCGUAUUGGAGUGAUCAGGAAGGUUUGCAGCAAAUCUAACUCCAGACCUUACUGACCGAAAAAUGGGAGCUGAGUUUAUAAAUAAAUCUUGAAAUAACUUCUUGUUUGGUUUCAAUUGUAAUUUUGGUACUCGCUGUCUGAAGAUUAAAAUGUGAAUCUUGAUUAAAAUCAAAGAAUUUAUACACUUACCAUUAUAUCUGAUCAUGGUUUUAAUCGAUCCAACAUGAUUAGAAAUUGUCUGAAGGUUUAUAAUGUAAAAUGAAUCCUAAAAAUGUUAUCUAUAAAUCAAGUAAAUAAUAGCUGUGAGAAUAGCUUUUGAUGAAGAAGUGAAACAUGAGAGACAUAAUCAGAUUCAGACUUUCGGUUCAAGAUCAUGUUCCUAUGUUCUCUAUAUACUGAAGCUCGCCAAAAAA
Molecule: messenger RNA, 2344 nt
Organism: Brassica rapa (field mustard)
Lineage: Eukaryota; Viridiplantae; Streptophyta; Magnoliopsida; Brassicales; Brassicaceae
Product: peroxidase 7
Biological process (GO): response to oxidative stress; hydrogen peroxide catabolic process
Molecular function (GO): heme binding; peroxidase activity
Source: RefSeq, a predicted model, not a curated record